AUGGCUGCUGGCUUCGUCAAAGCGCCUGGCCAGGCAGCGGGAGGCUGCGACCAAGCGGGUCGUGGGCCUGGGUCGCCUCCCUGGCAGCGGUGGUGCGACGGGGAGUGCGGGACUCCCCCUCCCCGGGCCCGGAGCGCGGCCCGCCAGGGAGGGGGGCGCGGCCAGGCCGGGCGGGAGCCCGAGGCGGGGCAGGGCUGCGUGGCCCAGGGGCGGGGAGGAAUCGGCGCGGCUCCCAAGUGCGGCGGGGGCGCGGCGGCAGGAAGGCUGGAAGGCUGUGGCCCCGGCUGGAAGGAGAGCCUCUGGGCUUUUUGGGCCUUGGCGGGCGACCUUCAGACAGUGCAGUGCUGUCAAUCUGGUGCCUCCUCCCCUGCCAGCUUCCUGUCCCUUCACCCUCCACUCCAGAAGCAGCAAAUCACCGGCCCUACCCUCACCCUGGACCAGACCGGGACGUUGCCUAGAGGCCCUAAGGUGGUCCUACGGGAUAGAGCAAUGAAUGAUAUUGGGGACUAUGUUGGUUCCAAUCUGGAGAUAUCCUGGCUUCCCAACCUGGAUGGCUUGAUAGAGGGCUAUGCUCGCAACUUCCGGCCUGGCAUUGGAGGGCCUCCUGUGAACGUGGCCCUCGCCAUCGAGGUGGCCAGCAUCGACCACAUCUCAGAGGUGAACAUGGAAUACACCAUGACCGUGUUCCUGCACCAGAGCUGGCGGGACAGCAGGCUGGCCUACAACCACACCAACGAGACCCUGGGCCUGGACAGCCGCUUCGUGGACAAGCUGUGGCUCCCGGACACCUUCAUUGUGAAUGCCAAGUCCGCCUGGUUCCACGACGUGACCGUGGAGAACAAGCUUAUCCGGCUGCAGCCUGACGGGGUGAUCCUGUACAGCAUCCGAAUCACCUCCACGGUGGCCUGCGACAUGGACCUGGCCAAAUACCCCAUGGACGAGCAAGAGUGCAUGCUGCAUCUGGAGAGCUAUGGCUACUCAUCCGAGGACAUCGUGUACUACUGGUCUGAGAACCAGGAGCAGAUCCACGGGCUGAACAAGCUGCAGCUGGCCCAGUUCACCAUCACCAGCUACCACUUUGCCACGGAGCUCAUGAACUUCAAAUCGGCUGGUCAGUUCCCUCGGCUCAGCCUGCAUUUCCAUCUCCGGAGGAAUCGGGGCGUCUACAUCAUCCAGUCCUACAUGCCCUCCAUCCUCCUAGUUGCCAUGUCCUGGGUCUCCUUCUGGAUCAGCCAGGCAGCGGUGCCCGCCAGGGUGUCUCUAGGCAUUACCACGGUGCUGACCAUGACCACGCUGAUGGUGAGUGCCCGCUCUUCCCUCCCGCGGGCCUCGGCCAUCAAGGCGCUGGACGUGUACUUCUGGAUCUGCUAUGUCUUCGUGUUUGCUGCGUUGGUGGAGUAUGCCUUUGCCCACUUCAAUGCUGACUACCGGAAGAAGCAAAAGGCCAAGGUCAAGGCCACAGAGCAGAGAACAGAGAUGGACGUGAAGAAUGCCAUUGUGCUCUUCUCCUUGUCGGCCGCUGGCGUCACCCAGGAGUUGGCAGUGUCCCGCCGGCCCUGCCGCACGCCUGGGAACCUCAUGGGCACCUACAGGUGUGUGGAGAUGGAGACGGGGGAGGCCAAGAAGCGGGGCGGGCGCCGCUCGGGGGGCCAGGGAGGCCUCCGUGGGCUUUUUAAGCCCAUCGACGCAGACACCAUCGACAUCUACGCCCGCGCAGUGUUCCCUGCUGCCUUCGUGGCGGUCAAUGUCGUCUACUGGGCAGCCUACACCAUGUGA
This is a messenger RNA of Puma concolor (puma), 1776 nucleotides long. It is a transcript of the gene GABRD, whose product is annotated as gamma-aminobutyric acid type A receptor subunit delta. Gene Ontology annotation, molecular function: GABA-A receptor activity; extracellular ligand-gated monoatomic ion channel activity. Gene Ontology annotation, cellular component: membrane. The record is from RefSeq and is a predicted model, not a curated record. NCBI's taxonomy places the organism in Eukaryota, Metazoa, Chordata, Mammalia, Carnivora, Felidae. Gene Ontology annotation, biological process: monoatomic ion transmembrane transport.